Messenger RNA from Otolemur garnettii (small-eared galago), 1915 nucleotides. It is a transcript of the gene CDC7, whose product is annotated as cell division cycle 7. Gene Ontology annotation, biological process: protein phosphorylation; mitotic DNA damage checkpoint signaling. Gene Ontology annotation, molecular function: ATP binding; protein serine/threonine kinase activity. Bases 120 to 1844 code for a protein of 574 amino acids. The transcript is spliced from 12 exons. Gene Ontology annotation, cellular component: nucleus. NCBI's taxonomy places the organism in Eukaryota, Metazoa, Chordata, Mammalia, Primates, Galagidae. The record is from RefSeq and is a predicted model, not a curated record.
CUUGGAGGCGGUGACCCAGGCAUCUGGGGAGCCACAGAAGUCGUACUCUCUUAAACCCUGCCUUGCCCCCCCAACCCCCGCCGUGGACGUGACCCCUUUUGCAUCUCAGUUGUUUGGUGAUGGAGGCGUCUUUGGGGGUGCAGAUGGAUGAGCCAAUGGCUUUUUCUCCCCCGCGUGACCGGUUUCAGGCUGAUGGCUCUGUUAAAAAAUACGAGCCGAAUUUUAAACUUUCAGGCAUUAAAAAAGAUAUUGAGAAGCUUUAUGAAGCUGUACCACAGCUUGGUAAUCUGUUUAAGAUUAAGGACAAAAUUGGAGAAGGCACUUUCAGCUCUGUUUAUUUGGCUACAGCACAGUUACAAGUAGGACCUGAAGAGAAAAUUGCUCUAAAACACUUAAUUCCAACCAGUCAUCCUAUAAGAAUUGCAGCUGAACUUCAGUGCCUAACAGUGGCGGGGGGGCAAGACAAUGUCAUGGGAGUUAAAUACUGUUUUAGGAAAAAUGAUCAUGUGGUUAUUGCUAUGCCAUAUCUGGAGCAUGAGUCCUUUUUGGACAUUUUGAAUUCUCUUUCCUUUCAAGAAGUACGGGAAUAUAUGUUUAAUCUGUUCAGAGCUUUGAAACGCAUUCAUCAGUUUGGUAUUGUUCACCGUGAUGUUAAGCCCAGCAAUUUUUUAUAUAACAGGCGUUUAAAAAAAUACGCCUUGGUAGACUUUGGUUUGGCCCAAGGAACCCAUGAUACAAAAAUAGAGCUUCUCAAAUUUGUCCAGUCUGAAACUCAGCAGGAAAGUUGUUCACAAAACAAAUCCCACACAAUCACAGGAAACAAGAUUUCUUUGAAUGACCCAGCACCUAAGGAGCCGGAUCAACAGUCUACCACAAAAACUUGUGUUAAAAGACCCUACACAAACGCACAAAUUCAGAUUAAACAAGGAAAAGACGGAAAGGAGGGAUCUGUAGGCCUUUCUGCCCAGCGCUCUGUUUUUGGAGAAAGAAAUUUCAAUAUACACAGCUCCAUUUCACAUGAGAGCCCUGCAGUGAAACUUAUGAAGCAGUCUAAGACUGUGGAUGUACUAUCUAGAAAGUUAGCAACAAAAAAGAAGGCUAUUUCUACAAGAGCUAUGAAUAGUGGUGUGACGAGGAAAUCUGCCAGUUCUUGCCCAACUAGCCUGCCCUGUGACUGCUAUGCAACAGAUAAAGUUUGCAGUAUUUGCCUUUCAAGACGUCAGCAGGUUGCCCCUAGGGCAGGUACACCAGGAUUCAGAGCACCAGAGGUCUUGACAAAGUGCCCCAAUCAAACUACAGCAAUUGACAUGUGGUCAGCAGGUGUCAUAUUUCUUAGUUUGCUUAGUGGACGAUAUCCAUUUUAUAAAGCAAGUGAUGAUUUAACUGCUUUGGCUCAAAUUAUGACAAUUCGAGGAUCCAGGGAAACUAUCCAAGCUGCUAAAACUUUUGGCAAAUCAAUAUUAUGUAGCAAAGAAGUUCCAGCACAAGAUUUGAGAAAACUCUGUGAGAGGCUCAGGGGUAUAGAUUCCAACACUUCCAAAUUAACAAGUGAUACACAAAGGUCUGCUUCUCAUCAUCCAACUUUUUCAGAGAAGACUGACCAUAAAGCUUCUCCCCUCAUCCAAACACUUCAAAAACAACACUCAGGGAGUUCAUUGUAUAACAGGGACAGUAAUGGCUGUGGGGGUCGUUUUGAUGAGUAUACCACCAAUUUAGAAGGCUGGGAUGAGGUACCUGAUGAAGCUUAUGACUUGCUUGAUAAACUUCUAGAUCUAAAUCCAGCUUCAAGAAUAACAGCCGAAGAAGCUUUGUUGCAUCCAUUUUUUAAAGAUAUGAGCUUGUAAUUAUGGUUCCUCAUUUAAUAUUUACUUUUGUGCAUUGUGAGGUGGAGUAAAAAAGAGUUCUGUGUAAUGGC